AUGUUCCACUUCCAAACGUUUAGCUUGGCCGUGUUGUGCGUAGCAUUGGCUCAGACCAGGGUGCUGCCGAACAGACCGGAGAACAUCGCCCGGCUUCGUCAGCUGCGUCCGGACGAGCUGGCGGAAGAGCUGAGCGGUCAGUUCGAAGGCGAUAUAGUGCUAACUGAUGAGCAAGAGCGUGAUAUGUUGGCUAACAGACGGAAUGGGUUGAUUGCCGAAACCUACCGCUGGCCGAAUAAUGUCAUUCCAGUGAUGAUUGUCGAAGCGGACUUUACUCCGGAGCAGAUCGAGCACAUCAAACGUGGCAUGCGUCAGCUCGAGGCCGUCACCUGCCUUAAAUUUGUGACGUACGAGCCACAGCAUCAAGAUUACGUGCGAGUCAUGGGAACCGGUUCCGGGUGCUACUCCUCGGUUGGCCGCCGGGGCGGAGCACAGAACCUCAACCUCCAACCGUACCCCAUCGAGACGGGAUGCUUCCGGUCGGCGACGAUCGUGCAUGAGUUCAUCCACGCGAUAGGCUUCUACCAUCAGCAGAGUGCCAGCGAUCGGGACGAGUAUGUCGACAUCAUCUGGGAGAACAUCGAGGAGGGCAAGGAGCACAACUUCAACAUCUACGAGAACAGCCUCGUGACGGACUUUAGUGUGCGCUACGACUACGGCAGUGUAAUGCACUACAGCGCGACCGCAUUCAGCAAGAAUGGCCAGCGCACCAUCGUACCGAAGGAUCCUAAAGCCGCCAUUGGACAGCGUGUGGGAAUGAGCGAACGGGACAUUUCCAAGCUGAACCACAUGUACAAAUGUCUGGUAAAAGGCUAA
Molecule: messenger RNA, 816 nt
Organism: Anopheles coustani
Lineage: Eukaryota; Metazoa; Arthropoda; Insecta; Diptera; Culicidae
Product: seminal metalloprotease 1-like
Exons: 4
Coding region: 1-816 (271 amino acids)
Biological process (GO): proteolysis
Molecular function (GO): zinc ion binding; metalloendopeptidase activity
Source: RefSeq, a predicted model, not a curated record